Pygocentrus nattereri (red-bellied piranha) is the source of this 3328-nucleotide messenger RNA. RefSeq names its product sodium/potassium-transporting ATPase subunit alpha-1-like. The record is from RefSeq and is a predicted model, not a curated record. Gene Ontology annotation, molecular function: ATP binding; ATP hydrolysis activity; P-type sodium:potassium-exchanging transporter activity. Gene Ontology annotation, biological process: potassium ion import across plasma membrane; proton transmembrane transport; sodium ion export across plasma membrane. The transcript has 22 exons. NCBI's taxonomy places the organism in Eukaryota, Metazoa, Chordata, Actinopteri, Characiformes, Serrasalmidae. The coding region runs from base 60 to 3122 and encodes 1020 amino acids. Gene Ontology annotation, cellular component: membrane.
GCUGGGUUUGGACAGGCAUGUAGGUUGAUGAGUAACUGAAGGUCUUACAGGAUAAAAAGAUGGGGUUAGGAACAGGAAAUGAUAAGUACAAGUUGGCCGCAACUUCAGAAGAUGGGGACAAAAAGAAGAAAAAGAGGAAGGACAUGGAUGAACUCAAGAAAGAAGUGGAUCUGGAUGAUCACAAGUUAUCCUUAGAUGAGUUGCAUCGCAAAUAUGGAACUGACCUUAACAAAGGCUUGUCUAGUUCCCGUGCAAAGGAGAUUCUUGAACGUGAUGGCCUCAAUGCACUGACACCCCCUCCAACCACACCAGAAUGGGUCAAGUUCUGUAAACAACUCUUUGGUGGAUUCUGUACACUACUGUGGAUUGGAUCUUUCCUUUGUUUCCUGGCUUUCGCAAUCCAGUUUACUACAGAGACUGAACCAGAAAGUGAUAAUUUGUACCUGGGUGUUGUUCUUGCUGCUGUGGUGGUGAUUACUGGUUGCUUCUCAUACUAUCAAGAGGCUAAAAGCUCAAGGAUCAUGGACUCCUUCAAGAACCUUGUUCCACAUCAAGCUCUGGUUAUUCGAGAUGGUGAGAAAAGGAACAUUAAUGCUGAGGAAGUUGUCAUUGGUGACCUUACAGAGAUUAAGGCGGGUGACAGAAUUCCAGCUGACCUGCGUAUCAUCUCUGCACAUGGAUGCAAGGUGGACAACUCUUCUCUGACUGGUGAAUCUGAGCCACAAACCCGUACUCCUGACUUCUCUAAUGAAAAUCCUCUAGAAACAAGGAAUAUUGUGUUCUUUUCCACAAACUGCCUAGAAGGUACUGCCAGAGGUAUUGUUAUCAACACUGGUGAUCGCACUGUGAUGGGUCGUAUUGCUAUACUAGCCUCAAGCCUUGAGGGUGGACAGACCCCCAUUGCCAUAGAGAUUGAGCACUUCAUCCAUAUUAUCACUGGUGUAGCUAUUUUCCUGGGAGUGUCCUUCUUCAUUCUGUCCCUCAUCCUUGGAUAUGGCUGGCUGGAAGCUGUCAUUUUCCUUAUUGGAAUCAUUGUUGCUAAUGUGCCUGAAGGUCUACUCGCCACAGUCACUGUGUGUCUGACUCUGACUGCCAAACGAAUGGCCAAGAAGAACUGUCUGGUGAAGAAUCUUGAAGCUGUAGAGACACUUGGCUCCACCUCCACUAUUUGCUCUGAUAAGACUGGAACCCUGACCCAGAACCGUAUGACUGUAGCUCACAUGUGGUUUGACAACCAGAUUCAUGAAGCUGACACGACAGAAAACCAGAGUGGAACCUCUUUUGACAGAAGCUCUCCUACAUGGUCAGCACUUGCUCAUGUGGCAGGCCUGUGCAACCGUGCUGUCUUCCUUGGCGAUCAGAGCAAAGUUCCCAUCCUCAAGAGGGAUACAGCUGGUGAUGCAUCUGAAUCUGCCCUGCUGAAGUGUAUUGAACUCUGCUGUGGUUCAGUCAAGGAGAUGAGAGACAAGUACCCAAAGCUUGCUGAGAUCCCCUUCAACUCCACCAACAAAUACCAGCUCUCAAUCCACAAGAACCCUAACCCCUCAGAGACUGAGCACUUAUUAGUAAUAAAGGGAGCUCCUGAGAGGAUCCUGGACCGGUGCUCAACAAUUUUGAUUCAAGGAAAAGAACAUCCCUUGGAUGACGAAAUGAAGGACUCUUUCCAGCAUGCUUAUGUGAAACUUGGUGGACUUGGAGAAAGAGUGUUGGGUUUCGGCCAUUACAGUCUGCCUGAUGAUCAGUUCCCUGAGGGUUUUGCAUUUGAUACAGAGGACGUGAAUUUUCCCACUGACAACCUGUGCUUUGUUGGCCUCAUGUCCAUGAUUGAUCCUCCUCGUGCUGCCGUACCAGAUGCUGUUGCUAAGUGCAGGAGUGCUGGAAUCAAGGUUAUCAUGGUCACUGGUGACCACCCAAUCACAGCACAGGCCAUUGCUAAGGGUGUGGGUAUCAUCUCUGAGGGCAAUGAAACUGUAGAAGACAUUGCUGUUCGUUUGAACAUCCCUGUUGGAGAUGUUGACCCCAGACAAGCAAAGGCCUGCGUGGUCCAUGGUGCAGAGCUGAAAGAAAUGAGCCCAGAGCAAUUGGAUGAUGUCCUGAGAUACCAUACUGAGAUUGUGUUUGCAAGAACUUCUCCACAGCAAAAACUCAUCAUCGUGGAAGGUUGCCAGCGACAGGGUGCCAUUGUGGCUGUGACUGGUGAUGGUGUGAAUGAUUCUCCUGCUCUGAAAAAGGCUGACAUUGGUGUAGCUAUGGGUAUUGCUGGAUCUGAUGUUUCUAAACAGGCUGCAGACAUGAUCCUUCUGGAUGACAACUUUGCCUCAAUUGUUACUGGAGUAGAAGAAGGUCGCCUCAUCUUUGACAACCUCAAAAAAUCAAUUGCUUACACCUUGACAAGUAACAUACCUGAGAUCUCCCCUUUUCUGCUCUUCAUCAUUGCUGGCAUUCCUCUCCCUCUUGGCACUGUGACUAUACUUUGUAUUGACCUAGGAACUGACAUGGUACCUGCGAUUUCUUUGGCAUAUGAAACUGCUGAAAGUGAUAUCAUGAAGAGGCAGCCCAGAAACCCCAAAACAGACAAGCUGGUGAACGAAAGACUCAUCAGUAUGGCAUAUGGCCAGAUUGGAAUGAUGCAAGCGGCUGCAGGUUUCUUCACCUAUUUCGUGAUCCUUGCUGAGAAUGGAUUCCUUCCUUCAUACCUGUUUGGCCUACGUAUUGACUGGGAUGAUAAGUAUCUCAAUGACCUGGAGGACAGCUAUGGCCAGGAAUGGACCUACGAGAGCAGAAAAAUUGUAGAGUACACAUGCCACACCGCAUUCUUUGUCAGUAUUGUGAUAGUGCAGUGGGCCGACUUGAUCAUCUGUAAGACCAGGAUGAAUUCUAUUGUACAACAAAAAAUGAAAAACAAAAUUCUCAUAUUUGGUCUUUUUGAAGAGACAGCUUUGGCUUCUUUUCUGUCAUACUGCCCAGGCAUGGAUGUUGCCAUCAGAAUGUAUCCACUUAAACCUUGGUGGUGGGUAUGUGCCUUACCGUAUGCCUUCAUCAUCUUUAUCUAUGAUGAAGCUAGAAGAUACAUCCUUAGGCGGAACCCAGGAGGCUGGGUGGAAAAGGAAACAUAUUACUAAUCCUAGGAGAAAAUCUUGCUCCAAAGACAUCUAUGAACAUAUUGUUUGUGUGAAGUAAGAUUACUUAUUAAUGUAUCUGUUGUUGUUUCACUAUGAGACAAACUGUAAUACCUAUUAUUGGCAGGAACUGGGGAUGAAUAAAGAUGAAUGAUGAACUAUUAGGUAUGAUUUGAUGAUGAAUAAAACCAAUAAUACUACAAAACUGA